Hyaloscypha bicolor E is the source of this 381-nucleotide messenger RNA. Its product is annotated as histone-fold-containing protein. Gene Ontology annotation, cellular component: nucleosome. The annotation marks the transcript as partial. Lineage: Eukaryota; Fungi; Ascomycota; Leotiomycetes; Helotiales; Hyaloscyphaceae. The transcript is spliced from 3 exons. The record is from RefSeq and is a predicted model, not a curated record. Gene Ontology annotation, molecular function: DNA binding; structural constituent of chromatin; protein heterodimerization activity.
AAGUCGUCUGGAGGCAAGGUCGGAGCCGAUGGCGGAAAGAAGCAACAGAGCCACUCGAGCAAGGCUGGUCUCCAGUUCCCCUGCGGUCGUGUCAAGCGUUUCUUGAAGAACAACACCCAAAAUAAGAUGCGUGUUGGAGCCAAGGCUGCAGUUUAUGUUACCGCCGUCCUCGAAUACCUGACCGCUGAAGUCCUCGAGCUCGCAGGAAACGCCGCCAAGGAUCUCAAAGUCAAGCGUAUCACCCCUCGUCACCUGCAACUCGCCAUCCGCGGAGACGAAGAACUCGACACGCUCAUCCGCGCCACGAUCGCCUUUGGUGGUGUCCUCCCGCAUAUCAACCGUGCUCUGUUGUUGAAGGUCGAGCAGAAGAAGAAGAACAAG